Prosopis cineraria is the source of this 2177-nucleotide messenger RNA. RefSeq names its product cell division control protein 6 homolog B. The transcript has 17 exons. Gene Ontology annotation, biological process: mitotic DNA replication checkpoint signaling; DNA replication initiation; cell division. The record is from RefSeq and is a predicted model, not a curated record. Lineage: Eukaryota; Viridiplantae; Streptophyta; Magnoliopsida; Fabales; Fabaceae. Bases 104 to 1663 code for a protein of 519 amino acids. Gene Ontology annotation, cellular component: nucleus. Gene Ontology annotation, molecular function: ATP hydrolysis activity; DNA replication origin binding.
CCCGCUCCUCUUCGAAUCAUUUUAAGGACCCGUCAUUUACGAUUUUGAUCAGUUCCGGAUCCGUCCAUCGUUUCCACACUCCGAUUCCAUUCAUUAGCCGCACAUGCCGACCAUUGCCGGGCGUAAGCUCGCCAAGGAAGCUCUCUCUGAGACAAUGGCCAUCGUGUCGGACAGGAUAGCUUCUGAUGCCCGAUCUGACGCUAACUCCACUCCUUGCAAGAGGAAAUUGAGAUCUGCUGGGCCGCUGAUUAUGGACAGUCCGGUCUCUUCGCCGACCAAAUGGAAAUCGCCUCGCCGAUGUAGCAGUGAACGCCCAAAUCGUGCUUUAACUGCGAAUGAGAUGGUUACCAAUGAAGACGAAAUCAAAUCGCAUAAAUUGCCGUCAAAGCCACCGCAAGAUGGUUUUGCUGAUAAACCAAAAUGGAACCCCAAAGACGGUGAGCAAGUACGGACAGUGAAGGAGGCAUUGCACGUGUCAACAGCACCAUCUAAAAUUGUCUGCCGUGAAGACGAGCAGAAUAUGGUUUUCGAGUUCUGUAAGUCAUGCAUUGAACAUAAGAAGGCCGGCAGCAUGUACAUAUGUGGGUGUCCUGGUACUGGAAAAUCGUUAUCCAUGGAGAAAGUAAAAGAGCUUUUAGUCAAUUGGGCUAGACAGGCAGGCUCCCUCCAGCCUGACGUCUUGUCUGUGAACUGCACAUCCUUUUCUAGUACCUCUGACAUUUUCAGCAAGAUACUUGGGUUAAACCAAUCACGGGGAAAAAAGACUUUAGCUUCUCCAUUACAACAACUCCAGAGCCUGUACUCUCAAAAGUCGUCUAGCCAGAACAUGAUAUUGAUAGUGGUCGACGAAUUAGAUUAUCUAAUCACCAAAGAUAGGGCUGUGCUUCACGAUCUCUUCAUGCUCACCACUUUCCCAUUUUCUAGAUGUAUAUUAAUAGGGAUAUCAAAUGCAAUUGACCUUGCUGAUCGUUUUCUUCCAAGGUUGAAAUCAUUGAACUGCAAGCCUAUAAUUGUAACAUUUCGGGCAUACUGUCAAGACCAGAUCCUUAGCAUUCUGAAAGAAAGGCUAAGGGAACUUCCUUACACUGUAUUCCAACAUCAGGCGCUCGAGCUCUGUUCUAGGAAAGUUGCAGCUGCUUCUGGAGACAUGCGAAAAGCUCUUUGUAUUUGCAGGAGUGCAAUCGAGGUGCUGGAGGCAGAAAUUAGAGAAUCUAUUGGCCUUUCAGAAAUUUCAUUGGAAGAGAGAGCUUCCCCUGAACAAAACAUAGCUUCUGACCUUGAAUUUGAUGUUGUAAGGAUUGAUCAUAUGGUUCGUGCCUUGUCCAAGACCUAUAGAUCUCCUGUGGUGGAUACAAUACAAUCUCUGCCACAUCAUCAACAGAUUAUCCUUUGCUCUUCAAUGAAACAUUUCCGUGGAGCAAAGAAAGAUACAAUACUUGGCGAGUUGUACAAAUCUUACGCGGGCAUAUGCAAAUCAUCACUAAUUCCUCCGGUUGGAAUUCUGGAAUUUUCAAAUAUGUGCGGAGUAUUGAAUGACCAGGGGCUUAUUAAACUAGGACCAUCAAGGGAGGAUAAAUUGAAGAGGGUGACACUAAAAAUAGAUGAAGCUGAUAUUACCUUUGCAUUGCAGGGGAUCCGUUUCUUUAGAAACUUUCUUCAAUGAUUCUGCUUGGGCUAAUGAUUGACGGGUUUAUUUCAGCUUGAUGUUUGAGAAUAGAUUCUUCCCUUUCCAGAUUUUCUUAAGUUGACAUCCAGCAAACAUGAUGGAAAAACAAGUUUUCUAUUGUUUGCAUUAUUUAUCGAUGGAUAAACAAUAAAAGCCAAGGUGAAUCAACUUGGCAGGAGUUUCCAGUGAUGAAGUGAAAACUUCUUUAAAUAGAGAUCUCCUUAAUUUUCACAAUGACAACUACAAUAGAAGAAACAUUGAUUACAUGUAAGAGAACUUAGUUCCUGUUCAUUCCCUUGUCUAUUGUAUCAUAAAAGUAUAAAAAUAUAUAUUUACUAUGUACAUUGUUAAGGAGGUAAAUCAUUGGUUAAGCAUUUUUUGGCCAGCAGUAUGGGUUAAAUAUCUUCAAGGAACUUUUCUAUCUAAUUGGUGAUUUAUUAUACAAACCCGCAGUUUGUGGCUGAAAAAAAGAAGUAAUUGCAGUUAGGUGUGAGGCUUGUGGUUUUUCAGA